Molecule: messenger RNA, 924 nt
Organism: Onthophagus taurus
Lineage: Eukaryota; Metazoa; Arthropoda; Insecta; Coleoptera; Scarabaeidae
Source: RefSeq, a predicted model, not a curated record
AUGCGCAUCAUCGAGGGCGAGGUGGUCGAUCAAAGUAAUUUUCCAUUCAUCGCAAGCAUAAUCGAAGAAGGUAACCACGUUUGCGGGGCUUCUAUCAUUUCGGAUCGUUAUAUUUUAACAGCGGCUCAUUGUACGUAUAGCGUAGGAUUUAUUCCCAGGGAUUUAGACACCACCGUCGUUUCCGUUGGUGCUUCAAAAUGGCAAUUGGGAACUAAGUAUAGAUUAUCAAAAACUUACGCCCACGUUAAUUAUAAUGCAGUUGCAACCACGAAUGAUAUUGGGUUGUUUAAAACUGCCAAGAAAAUCGAGUUUACUUCUAACGUUCAACCGGUUAAAUUAAAUAAGAAAGAUUUACCUCAAGAAUCUGGGUUGGAAUGUAUCGUGAUUGGAUGGGGUUAUACAAGUAAUGGGGGUUUUAUGAUAGAUGAAGCAGCUGAUGUUUUGAAUGUUGUUAAAAUUAAUACGAUAAGUACAGAAAGUUGUCAAAAGUAUUAUGAAAAUAUCGAUGAAAGGAAUAUUUGUUUAACUGGGACGGGAAGAAAAGGAACUUGUAGUGGAGAUUCCGGUGGGCCACUUUUAUAUUAUGAUGGAGGUGAUUUAAUCCAAAUUGGAUUAGUUUCCUAUGGUGGUGAUUGCAACAACACCUCACCUGAAGUCCAUACAAGUGUUUCUUAUUUUGAAGAUUGGAUAACAGACUCGAUGAGGUUAUUAGACUCAGAUAGUGACGAUAAUCAAGAUUUUAACUACGAUCACCAUCAUCACGAUUACGGAUAUAGUUACCCUUUAAUUUUCGCUUGGGUACGAAAUAAUCGUACUCGAGAUUUCGUCGUUGAACCAAUUUACCCCAAAAUACGACGAAAGGGGGGAUUUCGUAAAGCAAAUGCUAUUUAUUCGGGGAGACGUUUAAAAUUAAAAAAAUCCUAA